This is a messenger RNA of Cylicocyclus nassatus, 842 nucleotides long. NCBI's taxonomy places the organism in Eukaryota, Metazoa, Nematoda, Chromadorea, Rhabditida, Strongylidae. The record is from the annotation of a GenBank genome assembly.
CGAACCUGAUAUGUGCAGCAGUAGAGAUGUGGUCGCAGCUGUUUGCGAGAACUAUGGCUUCGCAAAGCUAUGAUCCAGACACUCUCGACAUACUCGCCCAAAUAGAGUGUUUGAAACUCAGAAACAAAUUAAAGCCUCUUUUGGGGGGCUCAUGCGACAUUGAGCCGCUGAGACGAUUAACAAAUGGAGCCAGACCGCGGCAAAGCAGAUUCACGUAUACUGACACUGUAAUUUGUCAGAUCCCUACACUUAGAUUCAAGGAUGGUGAGAUGCGCCCCACUGAUUCCCCUCCAUACGGUUUACGAAAUUAUUUCGGCAUUGGUACACCAGUGGUCACAUCUAACGAAACUGUAUUUAUGAUUAAAACAAUGAGUACGGUGGAAUCGGGAUAUCUUAUGACCUUGAAUGAACGCGUGUGUGUUUUCCCCAAUCGAAGGUUCGUAAUUUGUCGAGAUGGAUUAAUUGGAGAAGGGCGCUUUAUUGAGCCGUAUUCUGAGAGCAAAAACCCGACUUUAGUGGAGAAGUUGAUGGAAGAUUUCGAGCUCAUUCCUCGUAAUCUCGCCGUGCAGAUUCGCAACGAAAUCCAAGCGAAAGAAGUUGAGCUUGGUGGAGCACAGCCAAGUAGCUCACAUUUAGACGAUGUGGACUGAUAGCUCGAAUUAAAAAACCGAAGAACAAGCAGAGUAUUCGAAGAUGCAUUCCAUGCUAUGACGUUACCCGAAUAGUUCUGUGGUUUAUAUGUUUAAGGUAGUGGUGGUUGGCUAGUUAGCAGUCCUUUGUUCCCGUAUAAUUCUUUACAGAUUCAAAAGUGCAUGUUCCAUCUUAUAAAUAUAUGAAGCUGA